This is a messenger RNA of Racocetra persica, 645 nucleotides long. The record is from the annotation of a GenBank genome assembly. NCBI's taxonomy places the organism in Eukaryota, Fungi, Glomeromycota, Glomeromycetes, Diversisporales, Gigasporaceae.
AUGAUUCAAACAAUACUCCUGAAGAAUGUAGUGUUGAAGAAAAUUUGCUACUACAAUUAGAUGAUGAAGUUAGUGAUUUGGAGGAGGAUAUUAGUAUUGAAAUUGAACAAGUUGAUGAAGAAAUUAUGCAAGCUAUACAAAAUAUGAGUUUUGAAGAAACAGUUGCAAUAAAUGAAGAAAAUCUAGAAGAUUUAGAAUUUUCUCAGCAAGUUAAAUUAAUUUGUAAAGCUAAAUCAGAUGUAUGGAAAUUUGUAGAUAAAGAAACUCGAAAUUUAACUGUUUUAUCCAAAAAACAUUCACCAAAAAUUCAAGCAGAAAAAACUCAAGCAAUUCUUAAUUGGAUUAUUUUAACUUUUAAGCCAUUUAAAGUAAUUGAAGAAAAAGCAUUUCAUAAUAUGGUUCAAAAAUUGGAUCCAUUUUAUCAAAUUCCUGUUCGUAAAACUAUUUAUAAUUUAAUUAUUAAUCAAUUUGAUCAACAAAGAAAUUUAAUAAAAAAUUAUUUUAAUGGGCUUUUAAGUAAAGUUGCUCUUACAGCUGAUUUUUGGACAUCUUUGAAAAUGGAAAAUUUUAUAGCCAUUACUAUUCAUUUUAUUGAUAAUAAUUGGAAACUACAGCAUUUUGUAUUAGAUAUAUUUCAAUUUAAAG